This is a messenger RNA of Lottia gigantea (owl limpet), 366 nucleotides long. RefSeq lists its product as hypothetical. NCBI's taxonomy places the organism in Eukaryota, Metazoa, Mollusca, Gastropoda, Lottiidae. The record is from RefSeq and is a predicted model, not a curated record. The coding region runs from base 1 to 366 and encodes 121 amino acids. The transcript has 2 exons.
AUGGAUUCUCAGAAUAGGAUUUCAGAAUUCAGCAGAAGAGCGGGAUGUCAGAAAGCCAUGUCAGAAUUGGAUGUCAGAAUGCAGCAGAAGGAUGGGGUCUCAGAAAGGGAUAAUGGGAUGUCAGAAUGGGAUGCCAGAAUUGGAUGUCAGAAUGCAACAGGGUGGGAUGUCAAAAUUGGAUGUCAGAAUGCAGCAGAAGGAUGGGAUGUCAGAAUUGGAUGUCAGACUUGGAUGUCAGAAUGGAAUUCUAGAAUGGGAUCAGAUCCUAAUGGUGACAAUGAUGGCGAUGAUGAUAAUGAUGAUAAUGAUGAUAUUGAUGAUGAUAUUAAUGGUAAUGAUUAUGAUGGCGAUGAUGAUGAUGAUUGA